This is a messenger RNA of Doryrhamphus excisus (bluestripe pipefish), 1862 nucleotides long. The record is from RefSeq and is a predicted model, not a curated record. Lineage: Eukaryota; Metazoa; Chordata; Actinopteri; Syngnathiformes; Syngnathidae.
GGACCGGGAAGGCAGGACGUCGGUCCUACUUAGCGUAGACUUUGAGGAAACCACCCGGGACACACACACACACACUCCGCCACCAUAGUAACUUUGUACCCCUCCUCAAAGUCUACCCCCGGUCUAAAAAUGUUGCGGGGGGUGCACAGGGUGGCGUGUCUGUCGGUUCUGGUGGCCUUAGCCGCCUGCAGCGCUCCCCUGGUUCCGUUAGACGACAUCCUGAUCGAGAAGACGUUCGAGCCCGAGCAGUGCGUCCGCGCCGUCAAGGUGGGCGACUAUGUCCGGUACCACUACAACGGCAUGUUCCCGGACGGCAAGAAGUUCGACUCCAGCUACGACCGAGGGAGCAGCUACAACGUGUUUGUGGGAAAAGGGCAGCUGAUCCAAGGCAUGGACAAAGCUCUGGUGGGAAUGUGCGUCAACGAGAGGAGGCUGGUGAAGAUCCCGCCACACCUGGCCUACGGGAAGCAAGGAUACGGCGACAUCAUCCCGGCGGACGCCAUCCUCCAUUUUGACGUCCUCCUGCUGGACGUGUGGAACCCCGAGGACGGCGUGAAGGUGGACACCUACCACACCCCCGCCACCUGCUCCAGGAAGGUGGAGGUGUCCGACUACGUACGCUACCACUACAACGGGACGCUGCUGGACGGAACGCUCUUUGACUCCAGCCACACCCGCAUGCGGACGUACGACACCUACGUGGGCAUCGGGUGGCUGAUCGCCGGCAUGGAUCAGGGCCUGCUGGGCAUGUGCGUGGGCGAGAGGCGCAUCGUCACCAUGCCUCCGUCCCUCGGAUACGGCGAAAACGGAGACGGUAGCGACAUUCCCGGCCAGGCGUCUCUGGUGUUCGACGUGGUCCUGCUGGACCUCCACAACCCCCGAGACGGCAUCGCCGUGACCAACCAGCAGGUCCCCGAGUCAUGCGGUCGCAAGACGGUGGAAGGAGACUUCGUGCGCUACCACUACAACGGUAGCCUCCUGGACGGAACCUUUUUUGACUCCAGCUAUUCUCGUAACCGCACAUACGACACCUACGUGGGGCGGGGCUACGUGAUCGCCGGCAUGGACGAAGGACUGAUUGGCGUGUGCACGGGGGAGCGGCGCACCAUCACCAUCCCUCCUCAUCUCGCCUACGGAGAGGAAGGCACAGGUUCCAAGAUCCCCGGCUCGGCCGUGCUGGUGUUCGACGUGCACAUCAUCGACUUCCACAACCCGGCCGACACGACGGAGAUGACGGUCACGCUCAAGCCGGACGUGUGCGAGAAGACGAGCAAGAAGGGCGACUUCGUCAAGUACCACUACAACGCCUCGCUGAUGGACGGCAGCGCCCUGGACUCCACCUACAACUACGAGAAGACGUACAACAUUGUCCUGGGAGCCAACCAGGUGGUCCCCGGCAUGGAGGAGGGGCUCAUUGGAAUGUGCGUGGGCGAGCGGAGGCACCUGGUCAUCCCUCCUCACCUCGGCUACGGCGAGGGAGGCGUCACCGGUGAGGUGCCGGGCAGCGCCGUGCUGGUGUUUGACGUGGAGCUGGUGGACAUGGAGGAGGGACUUCCUGAAGGCUACAUGUUCAUCUGGAACCAGGACGUGUCGGCGGACCUCUUCACCGAGAUGGACAAGGACAAGAACGAGCAGGUGGAACCUUCUGAGUUCACCGACUACAUCAUGAGGCAGGUGAGCGAGGGCAAAGGUCGCCUGGCCCCCGGCUUCGACCCCUACCGCAUCAUCGACAACAUGUUCAACAACCAGGACCGCAACGGCGACGGCCAGAUCACGGCGGCCGAGUUCCGGCUCAAAGCGGACGAAGCCGCCGCCCACGACGAGCUAUGACGGGGCUUUGGACCCAGGGUCUUCGUCUAAAG